AUGCCGUCCAGCUUCUAUGAUCUUCUCACGCACAACGCGAGCGCACCGCACGGGGUUUAUUCACCCGUCACGCUCAGCCAUGAAUGGCCCAAGCUUGACAGACUACUCUUCAUGGUCUGCUGCUCGGUCAUCAGCUCCAUUAUGAACGGCUACUUCGUAGCUUCCUUUUUUGUUGAACACACGCUGAAACGCCUGGGAAAUGCAUUCUUGGCGUGUGUUGGCGUGGCCGACAUGUUAAUCACCACUGGGGUCAUGCCAAUGUCCGCUGUAGUCCUGCUUUCCGGGGAAUGGGACCUACUCCCUGUAUGCCAAUCGUUACAUUUCCUCACCGAGGCAUCCACCUAUAGCUACAGUAUAUUCUUCGCGCUGGCGGCAGGCGAAUGCUACUACCGGGUUUGCGGUACUUCAUCGGAAUACGACAUGAUCUUUUCGAUGCGCAUAGGAUGUUUAUCGAUCAUCGUGUUUUGCGUCAGCGUCGUGGUCGCAGGCGUUGGCGUCUUUAUGGACCUCGACUACGACUACUGUGAACGCAAGCACUUCGGCAACUUCUACUUUAGAAUAAUCACAUUCGUGAUCCUCCACGUAAUACCCAUGCUCCUCACUAUAUUUGGUUUUGUCACAUCCUUGACCACAAUACGUAAGAAGUCGCGUGAUCAGACGCAGUACAAACGAUCACAGCAAUUCGACAGGGAUUAUUCGGCCGCCAGCCUAAACCUAGUAGCAUAUUUGUUAUAUAUUCUGGCCUGGAUACCGUACCUCAUCAUUGUGCUUGAAUUUCCAUCCACUAGUGAUAGCAAGUUUUACUAUUCUGCUUGGAUUGGAAUCUCUCGAUCGGCAAUAACGAGCUUCUUAUACUGCGCCGCUAAUAGAAACUACAGACGAGCUUUCGCUCACUUGUUCAAUUACUGCUGCUGCAAAAGUAGUCUGUCAAGCUCAUUUGGAGGUCGUCAUAGAAGAGACUACUACAGGCCGUCAUGCGAUGUCAGGGUCCACAUCAUGCACAAAGCCGUCAACUCCCACAGCCCACAACGACAUCGUGCUGCUUCCACUUGUCGCGAGACUCAAGACUUGUAAACUGACUGAGCUGUUCUUUCGUUUCUUAUUAAGUAGGUACAUGUUUAAGUUUAAUAUAUUUUUAAUUUAAUCUGAAUGUUAAUAAAAGU
This is a messenger RNA of Hyposmocoma kahamanoa, 1163 nucleotides long. RefSeq names its product melatonin-related receptor-like (gene Mtnr). Gene Ontology annotation, cellular component: membrane. The coding region runs from base 1 to 1074 and encodes 357 amino acids. The record is from RefSeq and is a predicted model, not a curated record. Gene Ontology annotation, molecular function: G protein-coupled receptor activity. Gene Ontology annotation, biological process: G protein-coupled receptor signaling pathway. The transcript is spliced from 3 exons. Lineage: Eukaryota; Metazoa; Arthropoda; Insecta; Lepidoptera; Cosmopterigidae.